AUUGUCAAGAAAUACGAGAAAACAAAAAAAAAAACACGAGAGAGAAAAAGAGAGCUAGAGAGAGAGAGAGAGAUGAGAAGUAUAUCAAACUACCACCAUGCUUACACCUUCAUCAGGUUCAUCUUGUUUGUCUUAAUUGUGUUUCAAGCUUUCUCUAUCUCUGCCAAAACUUUGUCGGCUACAGAAUCUCUUACCAUCUCAAGCAAUAAAACCAUAACAUCCUCUGGAGAAAUCUUCGAGCUAGGUUUCUUCAAUCUCCCCUCAACUUCUUCUCGUUGGUAUCUCGGAAUCUGGUACAAGAAAAUCUCCCGAAGAACUUACGUAUGGGUUGCGAACAGAGACAACCCUCUUUCUAGUCCCAACGGAACUCUCAAAAUCCUCGACAAUAAUCUCGCAAUAUUCGACCAAUCCGAUACACCUGUAUGGUCGACCAAUCUGACCGAAGGACACGUGAGAUCGGCAGUUGUUGCCGAGCUUCUUGAUAACGGUAACUUUGUUCUCAGAGUCUUGAACAGUAAUGGGUUCUUGUGGCAGAGUUUUGAUUUUCCGACAGACACUCUACUUCCGGAGAUGAAACUAGGCUGGGAUAACAAAACCGGACUCAACAGAUUCUUGAGAUCCUGGAAAGCUCCAGACGAUCCAUCAAGCGGAGAUUUCUCAACUAAGCUCAAAACCAACGGGUUCCCUGAGUUUUACGUAUGCAACAAAGAGUUGAUAAUGUACAGGAGCGGUCCGUGGAACGGGAUCAGGUUCGGCAGCGACGUACCGGAGACGAAACCAACUGAUUACCUAGUUUACAAUUUCACAGCGAGUAACGAGGAAGUGACCUACUCAUACCUGGUCACUAAAACCAACAUUUAUUCGAGAAUAAUCCUAAGCUCCACGGGUUUGUUUGAAAGACUAACUUGGCUUGAGACAGCCAAGACUUGGGACCAACUAUGGUACUCACCAAAGGACCAAUGCGAUAACUACAAACAGUGUGGUAGUUAUGGUUACUGCGAUUCGUCAACUUCACCGAGUUGUAAUUGUAUAAAAGGGUUUGAACCGAGGAAUGAGCAAGUCCCGGGGUUGAGAGAUGAUUCUGAUGGUUGCCUAAGGAAGACGAGGCUGAGCUGUAAGGGCAGAGAUGGGUUUGUCCGGUUGAAGAAGAUGAAACUGCCGGAUACUAAGGCGACGAGUGUGGACAGAGGUAUUGGGUUGAAAGAAUGCGAAGAGAGGUGUUCAAAAGAUUGUAAUUGUACAGCGUUUGCUAGUUCGGAUAUUCGUAAUGGCGGGUCGGGUUGUGUGGUUUGGACCGGAGAGAUUUUGGACGUACGAAACCAUGCAAAUGGUGGUCAGGAUCUCUACGUUAGACUAGCCGCUGCUGAUCUCGAGGACAGGAGGGGCAGAAACAGAAAAAUCAUAGGUUUGAGUAUUGGGGUGAGCAUUUUUUUUCUUUUAAGUUUAAUCAUCUUCUGCUUCUGGAAAAGGAAGCAGAAAAGAUUAAUAGCAACUGAAACACCUAUUGGGGAAAGCCAAGAUUCGCUCGUGAAUGAAGUGGUGAUAUCAAGCAAGAUAUAUACAUCUAGAGAAAUGAAAACAGAGGAUCUAGAGCUUCAAUUGAUGGAUUUUGAAACCAUUGCCAUGGCAACAAACAAUUUUUCUGACUACAACAAGCUUGGACAAGGUGGUUUCGGUAUUGUUUACAAGGGGAAGUUACUUAACGGAAAAGAAAUUGCGGUAAAGAGACUAUCCAAAAUGUCUUUACAAGGGGUGGAUGAGUUCAAGAAUGAGGUUAGAGUAAUUGCAAGGCUUCAGCACAUAAACCUCGUCCGGCUUCUUGGUUGUUGCGUAGAUGGGGACGAGAAGAUAUUGAUCUAUGAGUACUUGGAGAAUCUAAGCCUGGAUUCUCAUCUCUUUGACAAAAACCGAUGCUCUAACCUAAAUUGGCAAAUGAGAUUUGAUAUUACCAAAGGCAUUGCUAGAGGACUUCUAUAUCUUCACCAAGAUUCACGCCUUAGGAUUAUCCAUAGAGACUUGAAAGUAAGUAAUGUCUUGCUUGAUAAAUAUAUGAUUCCAAAGAUCUCAGACUUUGGGAUGGCAAGGAUGUUUGGACAGGACGAGAUAGAAGCUAAUACGAGGAAGGUGGUCGGAACUUACGGCUAUAUGUCUCCAGAGUAUGCAAUGAAUGGGAUAUUCUCUAUUAAGUCGGAUGUUUUCAGCUUUGGGGUCUUGCUUCUUGAAAUUAUAAGUGGCAAGAGGAGCACAGGAUUUUACAACUCAACUGGUGACCUUAGUCUCCUUGGUUGUGUGUGGAGGAAUUGGAAGGAAGAAAAAUGGCUAGAGAUCAUAGAUCCGAUCAUCAUAGAUCAUUCAUCAUCAACGUUGCAGAGACAUGAAAUAUUAAGAUGUAUACAGAUUGGUCUCUUGUGUGUUCAAGAACGUGCUGAAGAUAGACCAGCGAUGUCUUCUGUAAUGGUGAUGCUUGGAAGUGAAACUACAGCUAUUCCUCAGCCUAAACAACCAGCCUUUUGCGUUGGCAAAAGUCCUCUUGAGACUCAGUCAAGUAAACAUGGCGACGAUGAAUGGACAGUUAACCAAAUCACCCUCUCGGUAAUUGACGCUCGAUAAAUCUGAAAGCUAAAAAAAUGUGAAAGUUACCAUGCCAGUCUGUUUGUGUACAUAUUAUUUUCUAUGUACUAGUCUCAAUUCAAAGUUCUACCA
Raphanus sativus (radish) is the source of this 2703-nucleotide messenger RNA. Its product is annotated as receptor-like serine/threonine-protein kinase SD1-7. Bases 73 to 2610 code for a protein of 845 amino acids. The transcript has 7 exons. NCBI's taxonomy places the organism in Eukaryota, Viridiplantae, Streptophyta, Magnoliopsida, Brassicales, Brassicaceae. Gene Ontology annotation, biological process: protein phosphorylation; recognition of pollen. The record is from RefSeq and is a predicted model, not a curated record. Gene Ontology annotation, molecular function: protein serine/threonine kinase activity; ATP binding.